AUGAUCGGCACAGGGGCCGUGGCGCGGGCUGGGGAUGGCGGCUGCACGGCCCUCCACCACGCUGCGUGCCGUGGACACCACACAUCAGUGGAGCUGCUGCUGGAGCACGACGCGGCACUGCUAAACACCCGCACCACCGAUGGAUCGUUGGCACUGUGCCUAGCGGGUCAGGCGUUGGUUGUCACAAGCCUGGUGCGAGUUGGUGCCAACGUGGCCAUCGUGGAUCACAACAGCUACAACGGCCUUCACCUGACCGCCAGGGGCAGGUUUAGCGACAUUGUUGACAUCCUCUUACUGCACGGAGCGGACCCGCACAAGAAAGGAAGUCCAGAUGGCAACACGAUUGCGGUGGAUCUGGAGCUGUCCCCCGCCGUCAAGCAUCUGCUGCGCUUCAGCCUUGAUGUGGACUUCAAGGACGCCCGUGGCUAUAUGUGCCAGACACCGCUGUACAUGGCGGCGGAGCGCGGCGUCACUAGCAUUGUGGACUUGCUGCUGAAGCACGGCACCAACAUUAGUUUGGCGGACGAGCAGGGCAAUACACUGCUCUAA
Molecule: messenger RNA, 549 nt
Organism: Didymella exigua CBS 183.55
Lineage: Eukaryota; Fungi; Ascomycota; Dothideomycetes; Pleosporales; Didymellaceae
Product: ankyrin
Exons: 2
Coding region: 1-549 (182 amino acids)
Molecular function (GO): protein binding
Source: RefSeq, a predicted model, not a curated record